Bactrocera latifrons is the source of this 2119-nucleotide messenger RNA. RefSeq names its product plexin domain-containing protein 2. The transcript is spliced from 9 exons. Bases 34 to 1833 code for a protein of 599 amino acids. Lineage: Eukaryota; Metazoa; Arthropoda; Insecta; Diptera; Tephritidae. The record is from RefSeq and is a predicted model, not a curated record.
UCACCUCAGUUGGAGAUUAUCAAGCAAAUAGACAUGACGAAAAGUAAAUUUUUAUUCAGUGUUGGAGCACUAUUAUUUCUAAUUUCUAUAUUUAAUUCGGGUACAGCCAAUAAAUUUGAUGGAACAGCUGAGCUGUACAGGGUGUCUCCGGAAUCAAGUUCGCAUUAUGAUGCACAUAUUGCUUUGGUGAAAUUACGUGAGAAGCGCGACACACCGACAAUUUAUGCUAAAAAUCAGUAUGAAAGUGUGCCACAGAAUGCAAAUGCGACGAUCGGUGAUGUCAAAAAACCAGUGGAAACCGCCGCACCGUCGAAUAUAUCAUCGAUUGUGGUGCCAUAUAAAGCAGUCGACAUGCCCCUACUCGGCGUAAAUGGUACUGGCCAGCGGAAGGAUGCAGGCUUACAGUUGUCACAGCCAAAGACUACGAUUGUUUCCGCUCCCAUUCAGCCAACGGUAGGUGCUGCGGCUGCCUUGCCAACGGCACCUAAAAAUUCCACAUUAUCGCAGGAAACUAAGGCCAUUGAUCAGCCGACUGAAACGCCAGAAGAAAAAGUUUUAGAUAGCGUUGACGUGCCUGAUAACGAAACUCUCAGUGAAAUCCAAAAAACUAGUUAUACAGUCAAUUCUACCAAUGACCAUCACACCUACUAUAAUAGCUCCAUUUAUGUCGACCAAGCAGAAGCAGAUCGAGUGUGGGAAUCUGUCAAGAACUCUUCAUUCAAUUCCAUGCUCUCGCAAUCCCAUCGUCGUGCCAUGACUGUCGAAUUGAGUUUCGAAUUCCCCUUCUAUGGUCAUCCCGUUCGAAAUGUUACAGUAGCGACUGGCGGCUUCCUCUACACUGGUGAUUAUGUGCACUCUUGGCUAGCGGCAACCCAGUAUAUUGCACCGUUAAUGGCUAACUUCGACACAAGUUUAUCAAAUGAAUCGUUUGUUCGCACUAGGGAUAACGGCACUGCCUUCACUGUAAUUUGGGAGAAAGUUUCGUUGCAAGACAAAAAAGACGUAGGAAAGUUCACCUUUAGCGCAACGCUCCAUAAAAAUGGCAAUAUUGUUUUCAUUUAUUACUAUGUUCCAAUCGAUAUUAAUGCCAUUCAAGACGAUAAGCAUCCCGUUAAAGUGGGUCUUUCUGACGCUUACAUAAUUGACAAGACCGUUUUCUACACACGCAGGAAAACUAUUUAUGAAUACCAUCGCAUAAAUUUGUCUAAUAAUGGCAUAUCGAAUGCAACUAUCAUUUACUUACAAGCCCUUCCGACUUGCCUUGAUUAUAAGGACUGCGCAGCCUGCAUAAAUCACAAGACUUCAUUUGAUUGCGCAUGGUGUCCAACGCUAAAUAGGUGCUCAACCGGCACAGAUCGUAAAAAGCAAGAGUGGCAACAUAAAGGAUGUGAUCGUACUCAAAUCGUUAAUACAUCUGCUUGCCCUGCCCUUGGUCAGAAAGGUAACAAUGCAAUUGACAGCGGCAACACUAAUGCCAGUACGAACACUACUCCAACGGAUGUGCCCACUGAAAAUGUUAACAACAAUCAACAUGAAAGCAGCACGCAUGUAAGUGACACGAAUAGCGCCACGGUUACUCCGGUGCAUGAUGACAACCAUGCGGUGAAAGUAAUGAACGAAGCUUUGGAAUCACACGCCGAGUCGAAAAGUAUGGGGUUGGCUCUUGGUUUUUUGGUGCCCAUCUGCCUAGUGCUAACAGUCGUGCUAUGGGUGUUUUAUGCGUACAGAAAUCCACACACUAAAAGCGGUCAACUUCUUAUUCAGUACCGCCCAAGUCAAUGGUCAUGGAGACGUGGUGAAGCGCGUUACACAGCGGCAACGAUUCAUAUGUAAUGUAUUUAUAAAUGUCCCACCCUUUUCUCAGCAUUAUAGAAUGCUUCAAAAGCAUCUUCAAAUGCUGCUGCAUGUUUUGAGAAAGUUAGACAUUUCGUUAAUUAAGUUAAAUCUUUAUCUCUGUACUUUUAUUAAUAACUUUAUGAAAUCUAUUGGUACUAUAGCGAAUUUAUUCAGCAGAAAAUAUCGUUUAUUUGUGUUUUGUUGCAUUGCACCAUGAUCAACCAUUUACUUUUACUAAAUCAGUUUCAACUUUAGAGGGAACACGCUUUAAAAAUAACUAAAA